Messenger RNA from Vombatus ursinus (common wombat), 2357 nucleotides. It is a transcript of the gene SCAMP2, whose product is annotated as secretory carrier membrane protein 2. The transcript is spliced from 10 exons. Gene Ontology annotation, biological process: protein transport. The record is from RefSeq and is a predicted model, not a curated record. Bases 117 to 1244 code for a protein of 375 amino acids. Lineage: Eukaryota; Metazoa; Chordata; Mammalia; Diprotodontia; Vombatidae. Gene Ontology annotation, cellular component: trans-Golgi network membrane; recycling endosome membrane.
CUCCCGGAAGUGGCGGGUCUCCGAAGAGAGAGCGACGGAGUUCGGGUGCCAGAAGCGUCGUAGUGCCUGCUGAGCUUGUGGGCUCCUGCCACCCCCCCCUUCCCUCCCCGCCCAUCAUGUCUGCCUUCGACACCAACCCCUUCGCGGACCCGGUGGACGUGAACCCUUUCCAGGAUCCAUCUGUGACCCAACUGACCAAUCCUCCUCAGAGUGGCCUGUCGGAAUUCAACCCUUUCUCAGAGAAUCCCCGGCUGACAAAUGCAGCGGCAACGACAGUCCCAGCCUCCCAGCCCACUGGGCCAUCACAGCCUGCAGUUCUUCAGCCCUCAGUGGAACCGACCCCCCAGCUCCUGCUUAGACAGGCUGACAAGUACCUACCUACCAUGUUCCUGGCAGUGAGCAGGUUCACAGAGAGACACCUGCUGCCAGGAAGAGCUAGUGUUUUGAAUGGCAGCCACAUUCGAAAGCUUUCUAAGGCUGUGGCCUCAGCCGCCCAGGCUGGCCUGCUGCAGCAGCAGGAAGAGCUGGAGAGGAAAGCUGCAGAGCUGGACAGGAAGGAGCGUGAGCUGCAGAACGCCACAGCCAGCCUGCACGUGAGGCCAAAUAAUUGGCCCCCACUGCCCUCAGUCUGCCCCAUCAAGCCCUGCUUCUACCAGGAUUUCUCUGCAGAGAUCCCAGCUGAUUACCAGCGAACGUGCAAGAUGAUGUAUUACCUCUGGAUGUUGCAUUCAGUGACUUUGCUCCUGAAUCUUCUCGCCUUCCUGGCCGCGUUCUCUGCUCACGAUUAUAGGGGAGUUGACUUUGGCCUCUCAAUCCUGUGGUUUGUGCUCUUCACCCCAUGUGCCUUCAUCUGUUGGUACCGACCCAUCUACAAGGCCUUCAGGUCUGACAACUCCUUCAGCUUCUUCGUGUUCUUCUUUGUGUUCUUCUGCCAAAUAGCCAUCUACAUCAUCCAGCUGGUGGGCCUCCCGGGCUGGGGGAACAGUGGCUGGAUCAUUGUUAUAUCAGCACUACAGGCUGAGUCACCUAUAGCUGUCUCGAUCAUCAUGAUAGUGGUGGCUUGCUUCUUCACCCUUUGUGCUGUCCUCUCCCUCUUCCUCCUGAAGCGGGUGCACUCUUUGUACCGACGCACGGGUGCCAGCUUCCAGCAGGCCCAGGAGGAGUUCUCCCAGGGCAUCUUUGCCAGCAGGACCUUCCGAAACACAGCAGCUGGCGCUGCCCGAGGAGCCUUCCAAGGAAAUUAACCCUUCCCAGGCUGGUCAUCCUCCUCUUCCUCGCCAGCCCUUCUCUUCUUACUCCUCUUGCUGCCUCCUCCUGAGGUGCACUUUCCAGGGGUGCCUUGCUUAACGGUUCCGGCUAAGACACAGAGACGGUCUCACCUUUGGCUCAUCCUGUUUCUCAGCAGCCAGCCUUCCCUCCCACUUCAGGCGGGGAGGGAGGGUCGGUUUUUUUAUACAUACAUUUAUACACACCUAGAAAAGUUAGCCCAGGUCUUUCUUUUCUUUUGUGUGUAUGGUGAUUUGGUGGGAUUCCUGCCCUCAAGCAGCAGAGUUUGGUUGUGGAUGCCCUUUGUUUGGGAUAGGUAGCCCCUGGCUGGGAUUUGACUUGGGAGAGGGUCCAGGGCAGGGCAGAGGGGGCAGUAGCAGCAUCCUAGCAGGGUGCCCCCUUCUGCAGGCCAUCAUCAAGAAGAUGCUCCGCGGUCCCCAGCUCUGACCUUGGAGAAGGAGCUAAGAUCAGGUUCUCUUCUCCUUGACUUGCCUGUCUGCAGGGAAAAUUAACGUGUGACUUUAUAGAGCCUGUCGGAGGAGUUCGGCAAGGCUGCUUUCAGGACACUCAGUCGUUGCCCGGAGUGGAGAGCUGCUCCGUCUCCCCCUCCUUCCUUCGGGGCUCACCCCUGAGAGCCAAGUGCUUUUGGAUCAUGUCCCUGCCUUGGGAAGAGGCCUGGAAUCACAGUCCUUAAGCAAGAAGUGCCUUAAUAAUCCAUCUCCCCCCCCCCCCCAAGUGUGAGCUGUCUCUGAGAGGAGCCCAGGGUCUGCCUUGGGGGCAGAGAUGCUUGAAGACCCCGCUGGGAGCUCCGAGGGUGGGCGUGCCUGGGAGGGAAGGGCCUCAUUGCCUCCAUUCCUCCUGACGCUCUUGGGUCGGUGUGCAGCUGCCUGGCCCUUGCAGACCCUCAUUCUGCUGCAUUCCCUUCACGCUCUCUUCUCCCUCCUCCACCCCUUUCCAUCAGCAAUAGAUUGCCGCCUGGCCUGGAUUUUGGAGGACCCACCAUCCUUCCUCCAGGCUGCUCUCCCAGGAAGCUUAGCAGGACUUUGGGCUAGGCUGCAGCCCCCCCCCCCCCCCCCCCCCCCCCCCGCGGG